Adineta steineri is the source of this 420-nucleotide messenger RNA. The record is from the annotation of a GenBank genome assembly. NCBI's taxonomy places the organism in Eukaryota, Metazoa, Rotifera, Eurotatoria, Adinetida, Adinetidae.
AUGAAGACGCCUAUUAUUCUACUCGUUUUAUUACUAUUAACGAGUAUAUCUUUGAUCGAUGGAAUGGCGUUUGACAAUUUUCACUGUAAAGCAGCAACAUGUCAAGAAUUCUAUCAUGGUUUAAAGCACUCUUCUCAUUAUCAAGACUAUAUUAAUACAUGUUAUGAAACUGUAAAUAUAUUACUACAGAUUCCAAAACGAUAUGGUAAAUGUGUUGAUGAUUCAACAAUGAGAAUGAAUCCAAAUUGUAUUCGUGCAUUAGCAAAAACAAUAAAGAAAUGUAUAAGUCAAUUAAGUGAUCUUCCAGAAAACACUGCUCGAUUUUAUUGUGGUUAUACACUUAUGAAACAUUGUGCUGUUAAUGUUGGACUUGAACGAUUUCGAUUGAAUUUUCAAUCUCGUACACCAACUGAUGAUUGA